Molecule: messenger RNA, 1134 nt
Organism: Daucus carota subsp. sativus
Lineage: Eukaryota; Viridiplantae; Streptophyta; Magnoliopsida; Apiales; Apiaceae
Exons: 8
Coding region: 130-813 (227 amino acids)
Molecular function (GO): protein-disulfide reductase activity
Source: RefSeq, a predicted model, not a curated record
UAGCCCCCAAACUGAGACCUUCAUUUAUAAAUGAAGCAGAACUUGCCACGUAUCACAAAGGUUGUUAACAUAACAGAAUCACACAAAUACUGGAACAAGGCAAGGAUUAUUAGCUGAAAUUCAUGAAAAAUGGCCAUGAGAACAGCAGCAUUAGCAGCUUCUUGUAUUGGAAGAAAGCAACGCCCAAAUUUAAUUAUUCCCCUUCUCAAGAAUUCCAGGCUCCAUCUUUCCCUCUCUGAUCAUCACGACCCCCUCUCAGUUCCACAUCCCCAAUCAGGGGGUUACAAGCAUUUAGUGGUUCGGGCAAUACAAGGGGCAGCCACAGAUUCCGCGGCCUCCAAGAAAUCACAAACGAAUGAAUCUCAAUCUGAAUCUUCUCCGUCGAAUUGGAAGGUUAAAAUGCUUUAUGAUGGAGAUUGUCCUCUCUGUAUGCGUGAGGUGAACAUGCUUCAAGAGAGGAAUAAAAGUUAUCAAUCCAUCAAGUUUGUUGAUAUUAGUUCGGAUGAUUACUCGGCUCAGGAUAAUCAGGGCCUUGACUAUGAAACUGCAAUGGGAAGAAUUCAUGCAAUACUGCACGACGGAACAAUAGUCAAGGAUGUUGAGGCCUUCCGGAAAUUAUAUGAAGCAGUUGGACUUGGAUGGGUAUAUGCCAUUACCAAAUAUGAGCCUAUUGCCACAAUAGCUGACUCUGUAUAUGGUGUUUGGGCAAAAUAUCGUAUGCAAAUUACAGGCCGUCCCCCUCUGGAAGAAGUUUUGGAGGCAAGAAAGAAAAAGGGGGAGACUUGCAACGACAAUAAGACUUGUAAGAUGUGAAUGAUAUCCGACAGAAUCUGAUAUAAUUGGGCAGAUGUUGGGUAAACAUUGCCGUUGAUGAUUCUGGCCUUCUACUCCAUUCAAUGAACUUAGCUAACAGAGUUACAGUAAUCAACCAUGACGUAAAUAAUUACACUGUUGCCUCUCUGCUACAAUCACUCCUGCCAGUUGCAUAGAGGGAUUAAAAAAUUUCCAUCAUAAAACGCUGAUAUAUUGCUCAUAAACUUUACUGAAGUAUAUAUUCUGCUGUCUAUUAGAGUUGCAGUAUAUCAGAACUUGAAGUUCCUCAUAUGAUUAGUACAUGAUUUUUUGGUUGCUCUC